Lathyrus sativus (Indian pea) is the source of this 687-nucleotide messenger RNA. The record is from the annotation of a GenBank genome assembly. NCBI's taxonomy places the organism in Eukaryota, Viridiplantae, Streptophyta, Magnoliopsida, Fabales, Fabaceae.
AUGGCGAGGGAGAAGAUUCAGAUAAAGAAGAUCGAGAACGCAACGGCGAGGCAAGUGACGUUUUCAAAGAGACGAAGAGGUUUGUUCAAGAAGGCUGAAGAGCUUUCCAUUCUGUGUGAUGCUGAUGUUGCUCUCAUCAUUUUCUCUUCUACUGGGAAACUCUUCGAAUAUUCCAACUUAAGCAUGAGGGAAAUACUUGAAAGGCAUCAUUUGCACUCGAAGAACUUGGCGAAGAUGGAAGAACCAUGUCUCGAGCUGCAGCUAGUUGAAAACAGCAACUGUACGAGAUUGAACAAGGAAAUUGCUGAGAAGAGUCAUCAACUGAGGCAGAUGAGGGGAGAGGAUCUUCAAGGGAUGAAUGUUGAACAAUUGCAACAAUUGGAGAGGUCUCUUGAAAUUGGCUUGGGUCGUGUAAUAGAAAACAAGGGAGAGAAGAUUAUGACGGAGAUUCAAAAUCUCCAAAGAAAGGGAAGACAACUGAUGGAAGAGAAUGAACGACUAAAGCGACAUGUGACGGGCAUGGUGAAUAACGGCAAAAUGGGUGGAGGAGUUGAAUAUGAGAAUGUUGUUAUUGAAGAAGGUCAAUCCUCAGAAUCUGUCACUAAUGUUUACAACUCCACUGGUCCUCCCCAAGACUAUGAGAGUUCAGACACAUCACUCAAAUUAGGGCUUGCAUAUGCCGGAUGA